This is a messenger RNA of Leptosomus discolor (cuckoo roller), 1808 nucleotides long. The record is from RefSeq and is a predicted model, not a curated record. Lineage: Eukaryota; Metazoa; Chordata; Aves; Leptosomiformes; Leptosomidae.
GUGUAAAACUUCUAUUGCAUGGUCUUUGCUCCAACACCACAGUCAAAUCUUUGGAUUUGAAGGGGAAUAACCUCCGAACCGUGGGAGCUGAGGCUUUGGGAAAACUUCUUAGGCAGAACAAAUCCAUCAGGAGCCUUAUCUUGGAAUGGAACAGCCUUGGUGUGUGGGAGGAGGGCUUCUCCUUUUUCUGCCAAGGCCUGGGAGCGAACAGCUUUCUCCAGCGGCUAGAUCUGCGCAAUAACCAGAUCAACCAUCAAGGGGCCGGAGAGCUGGCUGUGGCACUGAAACAAAAUGCCAGCCUUCAGGAGCUGGAUUUGCGCUGGAAUAAUAUUGGGCUUCUGGGUGGCCGAGCUUUGCUGAACUGCCUGCACAGCAACAAGACCCUGAAGAAGCUGGAGCUGGCUGGGAACAACGUUCCUAGUGACAUCCUGAAAGCUGUGGAACAAGCCAUGGAUCACAACCAAGACCGUCAGACUAUCCUAAGUGAGAGCCAGAACCGAACAUACAUACUCGGCAAGGAGGUUUUGAGUCUGAAGGAUGAGAAGACCAAGCAGUUCUUGGAUUUGAUGGACACUAUAGACAAGCAGAGAGAAGAAAUAGCCAGGAGUGACAGGAUGUCAGCAGCACGAGUCAGCCAGCUGCAGGAAGCAUUGGAUGAGCAGCAGUCUAUUAUGAAUUCGCUGAAAGCCAAGCUGCAGAUGGCUGAAGCUGCCCUGGCUCUGUCUGAGCAGAAGGUGCACAAUUUUGGGGAGCUACUGAAUGCCACAAAACAGGAGCAAAUCAGCAUGGCUGAGCACCACUUUACAGAGCUCCAGCAGCAAAAGCAGGAAGGUGCUGAUCGGGAAGGCAAGCUUUUGCGUGACUUGUCUGUUGCCAAUGAGAAAAAUCUGCUUCUAAGAAGCCAGGUAAAGCAAGACUUGACCAACACAACAGCAGAGCUGAAGCUGCGGGUCGUGCAGGCUGAGGAACGCCUGGAAAUGGAAAAGAGAAGAUUUAAACAAAGCCUCGAAGACAUGGAAUCCCUUCGGGUAAAAGAGGUGGAUCAUAUGACACAGCAUAUUGAGGCCAGUGAACGUUCGAUGCAGGACAGGAUCCAGAGGCUGGAGGCAAUCAGGAUAGCUCUGGAAGAGGAGCUGAGCCGAGUCAAAGCAGCUGCACUUGCUGAGCGAGGCCAGGCAGAGGAGGAGUUAAUGAAAGUCCGGAAUCAGGCACGGUUGGAGGAGCAGCAACGACUAGAACACCUAGAAGAGAAGCUGCGGCUGAUGACUGAGUCACGGGAUGAAGCUCAGAACUGCUGCCUUAAGCAAAAACAAAUGGUUGCUGAGGCCCAAGCCAAAGCCAGUCAGCUGAGCCUGCACGCUGAGGGACUCAGAAGGCGGCUAGAGGAACUUCAGCAGGACCUGAACAGUAAGGAAGAGGAGAAAGUGACAGAGGUGAAUAAAGUGAAAGUGGAAUUACAGGAGCAGAUUGGACAUCUGCAGGCUGAACGCACAGCACAGGACGGGCUGAGGGAGAAGAUUGCAGCCCUGGAGAGGCAGCUGAAAGCCCUAUCGAGUAGUCACCGUGAGGCACUGCUGGACAAAGAAGGUGAAAUCUCUAUGCUGCUGGAGAAGCUGAGAAUGAAAGAGGCUGACAUCUCCAGGAUGAGGGAAGAAGAGGCCCAGCGAGCAAGUUUCUUGCAGAACGCCAUCAUGGCAUAUGUGCAGGGCUCCCCCUUGGGAACCCACAGUUCUAGGAAAUGAGGGCGUGGCGUAAAGAAUCCAGAUACCUGCUGUCAGGAGGAGGAUGAGCAACUCAGGUACAGCCCC